AACCGAACCGAGAUCAAUUUGAAUUUCAAAACCAAUGUAAACCCAUCAAACCCAUCGCUGUGAAAACAAAAAGCUCGGCCACUGUAACAACAAAAAUGGAGACGACACAACUUGGAAGAGAAAUCAACUCUAAAUAGCCAAGAGAAUGUUCGAAAACCCCCUCAAAUCCGAUGCUUCCUUUGAUUCCAACCUCCAAAAGCCCAUCUGCUCAAAUCUUCAUUUCGAGGAUGAGGACUCGAGGAGUAUUACAAGGUACCUCAAUAGAAUCAAUGGCUUCCAUGGAUUUUGAAACUUUACUUCUAAUAAACACCAUUGUAAUGUCUUGUUGUGAAGUUGUGUAAGGAACAAAGGAUAGUGAAAGCUGAAGAGUGGGAUUCGUUUAUGGAGUUUCAGAGUUUUUUUUGACUAAGUGGCCUCUGUUUUUGAUUCUUCAGUGGUCAAUUUUGUGAUGGGAUUUGAUUGAAAUUGGAGAAUGAUUUCAUGAAAUCUCUUCGGGCUGAGGUUGAUUCAUGACUCUUUCAUUUUUCUAGUGUCUCAUUGAUGAUAGACAUAAGAAGCAUACUUAAGGCCAUAGAGAGUGGUGAAUUGGAGGCAAUCAAGCCUUUGCCUUGGUACCCUAAGAAUCUUUCUUUUCACGGAAGGAGAUUAGAAAAAACCAGAUACUUGAGAGACUUUCAGCUGUCAAGAGACAAGGCCCGUUUUACUAUCAGGUUAAAAUCAUGGUCAGCUUCUUGUCCCAAACCACAUUGUUGCAAGGUUUUGUAAUAAAUCUUGGCUCGAUAAUGCAUUCAGAAACUUCUUCUACUCAUAUCUCAAAAUAUGUUUUGAAUUCUAAACCCCAUGGUUAUCAAUAUAAAG
Arabidopsis thaliana (thale cress) is the source of this 858-nucleotide messenger RNA. RefSeq lists its product as uncharacterized. The coding region runs from base 541 to 765 and encodes 74 amino acids. NCBI's taxonomy places the organism in Eukaryota, Viridiplantae, Streptophyta, Magnoliopsida, Brassicales, Brassicaceae. The record is from RefSeq and is marked reviewed. The transcript has 2 exons.